AUGAGCUUUUCCGUGGAUCGUGCCAAAGUUAAGCUUGCAGCGCUGGUUCCCACGCAGCAGAGCAUCCAGACGACGUCGCAAUGGAUUAUGUUCCACUACAGGGAGGCGCCUACCAUUGUGGAUUUGUGGGUCAAGGAAAUCACGUCUCAGCCUAACAAAUUGACUUUAUUCUACCUGGCCAACGACAUCGUCCAAUUGAGCCGUAAAGACCCUAGAAACGCUGGUUUCACCGAAGGAUUCAAAAAAGUGCUCCCACAAGUGCUUCAACAGAUCAACCCAGGCGCGGACAGACCCAAGUUCCUCAAAGUUUUGCAGGUCUGGAAAGACAGAAAUAUUUAUCCGAGCGAUUACGUGAAUAAACUAAUGAGCCUAGUAGGAGAGCAGCCAGCACAGACCCUCGCGCAGCACAAAACUCAUCAGACGGAGCCUGCGGCGUAUCAAAAAUGUCCUUCAGAACUGAUCGAGGCGGCUCUUCAGUAUGACCAUCUGAGACAGAUAUCCUCUGCCACUAGCACGAAAUUUGCCAGUCUCUCGGAAACGUACCAAAGCACCUUAAAGGCAGAAAAUCUCCCUGAACCGCAUAUCCUGGUCGGCCAGCUGGAAGGGCUUGUGAAGGGCAGCGAGGCUCUGGAAACAAGCAUAAAAAAUCAGACAGAGCUGAGGGAAAAACUCAUUGAUAGCCUGCAGUCUCUCAUUCAGGUCCAGCGAGACUGGAUAAACCUCGAUAAGACGAAACUAGAAAAAUUGGAAUCGAUGAAAAACUCUGCCCAACAGCGCAAGACAGAGAUCGAAAGCACUCUCAAUAACGAUGACGACGACGAAGAGCUGCCCACAUAUAAGGGCGACGAGGACGACGAGGACGUGCCUGGCUACAGCAACGGGGACGAGGCUCCCAGCUACGGCAAUGGAGACGAAGCGCAGGACGACGACGUUCCUACCUACGAGACUCCUUCGGAUUUCAUUUCCAGCUUUGCAGCCGAAAGCAAACGGCCCGCUCCAGAAGACGCCGAAAAGCCGUCUGCCAAACGCCAGGAGAUUCCUGUCAAUGUAGAUCUCAAUGCUCUGCUGAGCAAAUUGCAAUAA
Ogataea haglerorum is the source of this 1083-nucleotide messenger RNA. RefSeq lists its product as uncharacterized. The coding region runs from base 1 to 1083 and encodes 360 amino acids. Gene Ontology annotation, molecular function: RNA polymerase II complex binding. Lineage: Eukaryota; Fungi; Ascomycota; Pichiomycetes; Pichiales; Pichiaceae. The transcript has a single exon. Gene Ontology annotation, cellular component: RNA polymerase II, holoenzyme. Gene Ontology annotation, biological process: mRNA 3'-end processing. The record is from RefSeq and is a predicted model, not a curated record.